This is a messenger RNA of Prorocentrum cordatum, 539 nucleotides long. NCBI's taxonomy places the organism in Eukaryota, Dinophyceae, Prorocentrales, Prorocentraceae. The record is from the annotation of a GenBank genome assembly.
GUCCAGGGCGAGGCCCCCGACGGGGCGUGCACAGCGACCAGGAACGUCUCGGCGCACCACGGGUUCGGCGCGGGGCCCGCCGCCUCGGUGGAGGCCUCGGGGAGCGCCAGAAGGACUCAGUGCGGCCGUCGGCUUCGGCGCCCCACCUCGCCGUCGAGCGCGGGGAGCGGUGGCGUCGCUGGCAGAGCGCGGGAGUCCACGGGCGGCACUGGCAUCGAGAGCAGCUUGGAGUGCAAGCAGGCGAGGGCCGAGGAGGGCCCGACGGAGCACGACGCGGAGAAGCUCAUGGAGCUUCGCGUGCAGGAGGAGCAGAGCUGCGAGACGGAGAUCGUCGGGUCUGACGGCCACGGGCAGGAGUCAGUCCGCCUGCAGGAGGCGCUGGAGGAGAGGGCUGAUGGUGCGCAGAGGUCGGCGGCCCAGGGGGCCGACGACCCGGCGAAGCAACCCGAUGGCCAUGGACAGCGGCCGCAUCUCCAGGCGAAGGGCGAGGGCCUCGUCGAGGUCCGCGCGCAGGAGGAGCUGGAGGAGGACGAGCCCUG